This is a messenger RNA of Plasmodium relictum, 1380 nucleotides long. It is a transcript of the gene IMC1k, whose product is annotated as inner membrane complex protein 1k, putative. Bases 1 to 1380 code for a protein of 459 amino acids. Lineage: Eukaryota; Apicomplexa; Aconoidasida; Haemosporida; Plasmodiidae. The record is from RefSeq and is a predicted model, not a curated record. The transcript has a single exon.
AUGGAAGACAGUUCAGAUGUAAAUUAUGAUCUAAAUAAUGGAGUAAAUAGUGACGUAAAUGAAAAUGUAAAUAAAAAUGGAAGUCUAAGUGAAAAUGGAAAUGAAAGUGGGAGGGGAAGUAAAGUGGAAAGUAGAAAUGGAAGUGGAGUGGCAAGUAGAAAAGGAAGUAAAAAUGGAAGUAAAAAUAUAAGUGAGCAUGAUUUGAAUAUUGAAAAUGAAAGUAAUAUAGAACAUAAAGGUGCUGAAUAUAUUCCUGAUUUGCAUGGAGCAGGUAAAGAGAGACAAGCAAUAACUUCAAUGGUUCAAGAUAUAGGAAUUCCGGGGCAAGUAGCACCUUAUCAUGCACCAUAUGAUGAUUUAAAUUCUGAGAAAGCAACUGUAUAUGAUGAAAAUGGACUCCCUAUUACAAAUAACUCAAAUAAUACUAAAGAUGAAAAGAAAUUGUGGUCUUGGACAAGUGAGGGGAAAUUAAAACUAUCAUGCUCACAACCAAUAAUUCCAGUGUCUGUAGUGCAAGGAAUCUUAAGAAGAGAUAAAAUUAUUUUAAUACCACAAGUAGAAGUUACUGACGUUAUUGUUCCAAAAAUUUAUAAUCAAAAUAUUAAACAUGAUGUACCAAAAUUAGAUAUAAAGGUAGAAAAUGCUCAUGUAAAAAUUCCAAAUGUUAAAUAUGUGGAUAAAGAAAUAAUUAUUCCUAUUAUUACCGGAUAUACCCAUAAAUUUGUUCCAAAAUGGGAAAUACAUGAAGUACCAAGACCUAUUGUUAAAUACAUUGGAGAACAAAAAAUUGUAGAAGUUGAAGUUCCAGAAAUCAAAUAUGUAGACAAAAUAGUGGAAAGAGAAGUAGUUGUUGAUACAAUAGAAAAAAGAGUCCCCAAAAUUAUAGAAAUACCAAAAUACGUUGAUGAAGUUCAGUAUGUAUGGAAACCUAUUGAAAAAAUUGUUUAUGUACAAAAACUUGUUCCUAAAUUUGAUGUUAAUUUAGAAUGUCCUCCACCUUUAAUUGUGCCUUAUCCAGUGCAAACAGUUAGGCAAAUACCACCUGUAAUGAUUAAAAAAGACACAAUAAUUCCAGAAUAUCAGCAUUAUGAUUUAAAUUCACCAGAAGGGUCUGUACCUAUUCCUGAAGAAUAUAUUAAGCAUUAUUCAAGAAAACAAAAUAUUCCAAAAGUGUGCUUUUCAUCUUGUUGUGAAUCAAAUGUAAAAAAUGAGGAAAAUGAAAAUGAAUGCAUUGAUGUAUUUCCAAGUUAUAUUAAAAGGAACUCAAGUGCAUCAUUUGAUAACAUAUUAAAUGUACCCAGUGAUUCAAAAUUCCCUAUAAAUGAUAAUACACAUAUUUUAAAUGAGAGUGAACAACACAUUGUUGACGUAAAUGCUUAA